AUGUCAUCCCAGGAAAACCUGAUUAUCAUUGAUUUCGAGGGGGACCAUCCUCAAGACUGGCCCCAAUCUCGAAAAUGGCUUAUUAUGGUUACUGUGGCCAUUCCGUUGUUCCUGAUGCCGCUUUCUUCGACCAUCACCACUCCCGCGGUCGAUGCUAUCGCGGCAGAGUUUGAUGUCACUUCUUCUAUCACUGGCCCACUAGCACUGUCCUUGUUUCUGCUCAUGUACUGCCUUGGCCCUAUUAUUCUAGGCCCUUUGUCUGAGCUGUUUGGACGAUGGCCAGUGCUACAGGCAGGCAAUUUAUUUUAUCUCAUCUUCAACCUUGCAGCGGGUUUCUCAAAAAGCAUGUCCGAGCUUCUGGUGUUUCGAUUGCUGAGCGGAAUGGGCGCUAGUGCCUCUUUGGCAGUUGGAGCAAGUAUGAUUGGGGACGUCUUCCGGAAGGAAGAGCGAGGACUUCCGUUGGCUCUCGUCAGUAUGGGCCCUGUCUUGGGAUCAUGUCUCGGUCCCAUAAUUGGUGGGUUUAUCACCGACUACUCGACAUGGCGCUGGGCUUUCUACUCGACAUCAAUCGCAUCCGGAGCGUUUUCGGUUCUGUGUUUCAUCAUAGCCCGCGAAACAUACGCACCAGUUCUACUGCAGCGCAAGAAGCAGAAGCAAAUGGCAGGAAAGACUUCGAAGGAGGGACCUGAGCCAGUAUGGAGUACUCCGUAUGAAAAGGAGAAUGAAACUCUCACCCAGCGCUACCAACGAACGCUUCUCCGGUCGCUGUACUUUCUCUGCACUCAGCCCAUUGUACAGGCACUGGCGUGCUAUUAUGGAUACCUGUAUGGCAUUGUGUACCUGCUUCUUUCCAGCUUUUCCGAUCUGUGGAAAAAUCAAUACCACAUGAAGCUCAGCACAGGCACACUCAACUAUAUUGCCCCCUGCCUGGGCUACCUAUUCGGAGCAGCAGUUUGUGCUUUUCUUACCGAUCGGGUAUACCGUUUCCAAGUGGCCAAAAACAACGGCGUCGGGAGGCCUGAAUUUCGCCUGCCGAUGAUGGUCCCAGCGUCUUUGCUUGUACCAAUUGGCCUUUUGUGGUUUGGAUGGAGCGCGGAGUACAAGACCCACUGGAUUGUUCCCGAUAUUGGUAUUGCGUUGCCACUCAUGGGUGCUACCAUCGUUUUCCAGUGUGUCAGUGCGUAUCUCUUGGAUACAUUUCCCGUGUAUGCUGCCAGCGCAAAUGGUGCAGUAUAUAUUCUGCGGGGCCUGACCGGGUUUGGAUUUCCUCUGUUUAGUCCAACAAUGUACUCGGCCUUGGGAUAUGGAUGGGGCAACAGUGUUUUGGCAAUUUUGGCGUUGGGGGUUGGCUGCCCCAUUCCUUUCAUCCUAUGGAAAUACGGGGAAAAGUUUCGCGCGGCAAGUAGUUACGCGGACCACACAAAGUAG
Messenger RNA from Penicillium canariense, 1428 nucleotides. RefSeq names its product MFS transporter. Gene Ontology annotation, biological process: transmembrane transport. The transcript has 2 exons. NCBI's taxonomy places the organism in Eukaryota, Fungi, Ascomycota, Eurotiomycetes, Eurotiales, Aspergillaceae. Bases 1 to 1428 code for a protein of 475 amino acids. Gene Ontology annotation, molecular function: transmembrane transporter activity. The record is from RefSeq and is a predicted model, not a curated record.